AUGCCUUCCCGACGUCCAAAAGUCAUGAUUCUUAUAUGGAAAGAUAGAUAUUUGAGUCAUGACCCGCGGCGAAGUGGAAAGAGGUCAUUUGGAUCACUCGUUGGACCGGAACUUAUUUUCUACCAAGACAUGUCCGACGAGCGCCUAAGUAGAGCCCAUGGAGACUUUGAUGGAUCAAGAGGCCCGACCGCGCCCAAGGCCUUGGCUCAUCUUGACACUAGCAUAACUCAAUCCAGAAGCUUCCAUUGGCCUGAACGCGGCCCAUUCAAGAACUUGGAGAGCAAGCUCAAGCGGCUAAAGAGAAAUGGAAACUUUCCUCUUCUGCGCGCGCUCAACUUUGCCGACCUAGACCCGCUCUCUACCUAUAUAUACUUGCUUUUAGCCUCUUGUAAUCACCAGCCGCAUAACAAGAAACAUUAUUCAAUAAAGUUCGGAGCCACUUAG
Messenger RNA from Microthlaspi erraticum, 444 nucleotides. The record is from the annotation of a GenBank genome assembly. Lineage: Eukaryota; Viridiplantae; Streptophyta; Magnoliopsida; Brassicales; Brassicaceae.